Messenger RNA from Dendrobium catenatum, 787 nucleotides. Its product is annotated as alcohol dehydrogenase class-P-like. Gene Ontology annotation, biological process: formaldehyde catabolic process. NCBI's taxonomy places the organism in Eukaryota, Viridiplantae, Streptophyta, Magnoliopsida, Asparagales, Orchidaceae. The coding region runs from base 1 to 681 and encodes 226 amino acids. The record is from RefSeq and is a predicted model, not a curated record. Gene Ontology annotation, cellular component: cytosol. Gene Ontology annotation, molecular function: zinc ion binding; S-(hydroxymethyl)glutathione dehydrogenase [NAD(P)+] activity. The transcript has a single exon.
AUGUCGAAAUCGCCAUCUUUGCCUGUCUUUGAUGAACCCGUGUAUGAGGAUGACGUGUUCGAUGGAGUUCUUGAUUGGCAGCAACCCGCAUAUGAUAACUAUGAUAAGAGCAUAUAUGAAAAUGUACAAUCGAAACUAUUCGCUCACUAUGUUCCAAAAGUGAUUGAUAAAGUGGAGGUGGAGCUGCCUAAAACAACAAAGGGAACCCUGAUGCACCGCUUUCUCAUAACUUCUCCCUUUUGUGAAUACACAGUAGUUAAUGAUAACUAUCUUGCCAAGCUUGAUCCAUAUGCUCCUCUAGACAAAGCCUAUAUGGUCAGUUAUGGUAUUUCCACAGAGUUCAGGGCAAUGCUAUAUGUUGCAGAGCCAAAAAAAAUAUCCAAGGUAAUCAUUUUUUAUCUCAGAGCAGUUGGUCUUGGCACAGCAGCAGGUGUAAGAAUUGCCGAAAAAUCACACAUUAUUGGUGUUGACUUCAAUCCAAACCGAUUUGAGAGAGAAAGAAAGUUUGGUAUAAAUGAAUUUAUGAAUCCCAAGGAUUAUGAUAAGCCAAUUCCACCUGCUUAUACUAUUAUUGAGAAAUUAAAGAUUGGUAGGCAAAUUGACAGCGGGUGGACCUAUCCUGAUUGGUUUAGCCAACCAAAUCCACCUCUUUAUGGUGUCCAACUGGACAUUUUUCUAUGAGCCUGAAGUUCCUCCUACCCCGGUAGUAUGACGCCGGAGCUGAGCUGAUUUAUCCGAUUAAACUUCAGUCUAGUUUUAUUUCUUUUGGUAGCGUAUAUGGUUACAU